AUUGGCCCACUUAUCGCUCUGCUCAUCAUCGCAAUUCUGAUUGGAAUGCUAGUUUGCUGGUGGUUGCGAUGCAACAAGAAGUCAGCUGGUAGGGCUCAUCGUCAUGGCUCAAUCACGAAAGUAGCCCUCACUGGUAAUAUUAUGAACGGUAUCCCGGGUGAGACGAGUAAGCUACUAUCUACGGACACCUAUGGACGUACUGUGAUGAAUCCCUACGAACAGAUGAACGGUCAAGGAAAUGGGCAUAUGGAAUCGUCUAUGGAUCUAUAUCCGUUGCCUCGAAGUCAAUCACGUUCAGCUGGCGGAAAUUAUGCUCCAGUCCCAGUGCCUUUGCCUUGUUUGCCAUCCAGUGGUGGAAUGCUCGGUACACACCUCGUCACUCACCCAGCUGUUCCAAUUUCCGAAUUGGCUCAACACAUUGAACGGCUCCGUCUCAAUAACAACGCUGGCUUUCAACAGGAGUUUGAGUCUAUCGAAACUGGGCAGCAAUUCACAUGGGAAAAUAGUAAUGCCGAUAUGAAUAAGCAUAAGAAUCGCUACGCUAACGUGGUCGCUUAUGAUCAUUCUCGGGUGGUGCUGUCCUCAAUUGAUGGAAUCCCCGGUACCGACUACAUCAAUGCCAACUACAUCGAUGGAUACGAUAAGCCCAAGGCUUACAUCGCUACGCAAGGACCUUUACCGGAAACGUUUGGAGAUUUUUGGCGGAUGGUAUGGGAAGAGGGAUCGUCAACGAUUGUAAUGCUGACAAAUUUGGAGGAACGGUCUAGGGUGAAAUGCGAUCAGUACUGGCCAACCCGUGGCAGCUCGACGUACGGGGAGAUUCAGGUGACGCUCAUAGAAACGACUGUACUGGCUCAUUACACUAUGCGGACAUUCCGGAUACAGGUAGUUGGAGAGAUGGAAAUGCGUGAGAUACGGCAUCUACAGUACACUGCUUGGCCUGACCACGGCGUCCCCGAUCAUCCAACUCCGUUCCUGAUUUUCUUGAAACGAGUGAAGACCCUGAACCCUCCGGAUGCUGGACCAAUCAUCUCGCAUUGCAGUGCCGGAAUUGGUAGAACGGGAGCGUUUAUCGUUGUGGACUGUAUGCUCGAGCGACUACGGUAUGAGAACACCGUCGACAUAUUCGGUUGCGUGACGUCCCUCCGAAGCCAGCGGUCGUACAUGGUGCAGACUGAAGACCAGUAUAUCUUUAUUCACGACGCUGUACUCGAUGCGGUAAACAGUGGUUCGACGGAGGUACCAGCUGUGAAAUUAAGGCAGCAUGUAAUGGCAUUGCAACAGAUGGCCCCUAUGGAAGGAGCGGCAGGCAUGGAACUCGAAUUUAGGCACCUAUCAACGCUGAAGUGGUCGAAUUCGCGAUGCACGAUUGCGAAUAUGUCGGCUAAUCGACAUAAGAACCGACAAAAUGCCGCAAUUCCGUAUGAUAGUAAUCGAGUCAUCAUGCAAGUCAUUCCUGGAGUGGAUGGGAGUGACUACAUCAAUGCCAGCUGGGUGGACGGUUACCGGGAACGAUGUGCUUACAUUGCAACGCAAGGCCCUACGGAACAAACGAUCGCUGAUUUUUGGCGGAUGGUGUGGGAGCAUGACUGUGCCAUAAUUGUCAUGCUCACAAAAACGUGGGAAAUGGGCAGGAAUCGAUGCUGUGAAUACUGGCCACAAGAGACAGGAGCACAAGUCGGACAGUUGGUUGUUGAGCCGAUCGCCGAAUACAAUAUGCGGGAGUAUAUUCUGCGUGAAUUCCGACUUAGUGAUGUUCAGUCCGGCAUCUCUCGUAUCGUGCGGCACUUCCAAUACACUGAAUGGCCAGAGCAAGGUGCACCGAAAUCGGGUGAAAGCUUCCUCGAUUUGAUCCAACAGGUGCAUCGGACUAAAACUCAGUUCGGAGUAGAUGGACCGAUUGUGAUCCAUUGCUCUUCGGGAGCAGGUCGUACGGGUGUAUUCAUUGCGCUAUCGAUCAUCAUCGACCGGAUGCGAUUGGAGCACGUCGUCGACGUAUUCACAACGGUGAAACUGCUACGAACUGAGCGCCAGAAUAUGGUACAGGACACCGAGCAGUACCAUUUCCUCUAUCUUGCCGCCUUGGAAUUCCUGUCAGCCUACGAGCAGUUUCCAGCAGUAUAG
Molecule: messenger RNA, 2124 nt
Organism: Haemonchus placei
Lineage: Eukaryota; Metazoa; Nematoda; Chromadorea; Rhabditida; Trichostrongylidae
Source: the annotation of a GenBank genome assembly